GAAACACGUUUGAUGUGCAGGAAAAACGCCAUACCUGUGUAACUGCAGGCACAGUGAUUUGAGGUAGACAGUUGAUCAUCUUGGAUGGGACAGCAGGCUGCAGAAAAGUCUCAGUCAGGAGUUUCAACAUUACAUUGCGUAAAAGUAUUUUCGGUUCUCCUUUUUCAAAUCAUAUAAAAGCGCGAGAAGGAGAAGAGCAGGUUGAAUUUGGCUGAUUGACCUACGUAUUUUACAAUGGAGAGCAGCAUGUUUACCUUUCUUCUUUUGUGUUUGGUGUGGUCGAAUGUUGCUGCCAUCACUGUGGAAAUUCCUCAACAAAUGUAUGAGGCUGCCAAUGGAAGUGAUACCAAAAUACCAUGCACAUUUACAACAACAAUAACAGAGCCAACAGCAGGCGUUAUCUCCUGGUUUAGGAGGGUUCUAGAAACCACUACUGGGAAUGAGCUAAUUCUUACCUACUAUUAUCCGGACAAAAGCUAUGAUGUGCCACAAACUGUUGAUGCUAAGGGGUUUUCCAUUGAGGCGGAUUUCCUGAAGGGCCAGGCCGACCUUCUACUCAAAGAAGUCACACCAGAGGACAACAUGAUCUAUGAAUGCCGUGUCCAGGUUCGAGGGGAUGUUGAAGGCAAUAAUGCAAAUUCGGCAACUUUGAUCGUUUUGGCGGCUCCAACCACGCCCAUCUGUGAGGUGCAGGGAACUCCAGAGUAUGGCCAGAACAUCAAUCUUACCUGUGUGUCUAAUGAAGCUUCUCCCCCUGCCGAAUAUAAAUGGGAAAGUCGUGAUGAUCAGGACAAUCCUCGUGCUCUAGACCCCAAAUCUACUGAUGAAGGAGGUGUUUUGAGUCUUUUUGACAUCACCAAAGACACAUCAGGAACCUACGUCUGCACAUCCAGUAACAAAGUUGGCUCUGCUUCGUGCAGCCUCCCGCUCUCCGUCACGUCAUAGUUUAUGAUGACUUCAGUGACAAAGAUCCAGACGGGAACGAUGAAAAUGGAGAAGAGAGCUCAAAGGGUUGAUUCCAAGAGCCCACAGAUCUGCUGGAUCAUUUUGAUGAAGGAAGAAAGCGUUGCGACUUUGAUCAACGCGAUGAUUACAAAGACACAUUUUGUAAUUUCAAAUAAAUCAAAAGGAAAAAUAAA
Messenger RNA from Oryzias latipes (Japanese medaka), 1139 nucleotides. Its product is annotated as cell surface A33 antigen. The record is from RefSeq and is a predicted model, not a curated record. Gene Ontology annotation, cellular component: plasma membrane. NCBI's taxonomy places the organism in Eukaryota, Metazoa, Chordata, Actinopteri, Beloniformes, Adrianichthyidae.